Oryzias melastigma (Indian medaka) is the source of this 2144-nucleotide messenger RNA. RefSeq names its product parvin, gamma (gene parvg). Gene Ontology annotation, molecular function: actin binding. The transcript is spliced from 13 exons. The record is from RefSeq and is a predicted model, not a curated record. Lineage: Eukaryota; Metazoa; Chordata; Actinopteri; Beloniformes; Adrianichthyidae. Bases 653 to 1609 code for a protein of 318 amino acids. Gene Ontology annotation, cellular component: cytoplasm; focal adhesion; actin cytoskeleton. Gene Ontology annotation, biological process: cell projection assembly; substrate adhesion-dependent cell spreading; establishment or maintenance of cell polarity.
UGGUAACCUACAUUCCCCCAAAUUGCCCCUUGCCUGGUUUAUGUGUGGUCGUUUCUCCUCCAAAAAAAAAAGAAAAAAAACGCAGGUGCAUGCAUGCAUUCCUGCACAGAUUUUCUGAUAUUAUUUGGACUUCAUGAUGUAAAAUGGAGACAGCCCAGGACCAGAUGUCUGAUUCCAUCACAGAUGGAGGUGUGUGAGACAAACCUGAGUGCCUCCGGCCCUCAAGAGUCACGCUUUUCUCUGUUCCCCUGUUCUCAAACAAAUCAUUUGCACCCGAGAGUCGUCCGUGCUCUUUUUUUCUUCCUGAAACGCACUCGUCUUUGUGCAAGUCUCAAAUGCAGAUUGUGACGCCGCCGCAGACGGCCUCAUCAGGAAGACGCUCCGCUGCAUCAGAAAAAAGAGGAAGUUUAUGUUUUUAUUGCCACAUCUAUUCGUUUACGCUGUUUUCCCUCUGAAAUAAUGGUUUGAAACGGAACACAGCGCUCUGAAGGAUGUCACAACAUCCCCUUUAGACCUGAACGCAGCCUUAAACGGCUUUUUGGUGGUGGAGUCGACGUCUGGGAAGGAAAUCCGGUUUGCAGAGGAUUCUACAUUUCUUGAUCUCAGUGCGCUUGAGGCCUGCGGAGAAGAACCAUCGUUCUGAGGAGAAAGCAUGGAGGCUGAUCCGUUUGACAAUCCCACGUGCAAAACAACUGAAGAUGUAGAGUCUUUUCAGGGGGAGAAAAGGAAAAUUAUUCAGCCAACGUCUCUAAAGGAUCCCAAACUAGAGAAGCUUAAAGAGGCAUUGGUUGAUUGGAUCAAUAGGACUUUGAAACCAGAGCACAUAGUGGUUCAGAGCCUGGAAGAGGAUCUGUAUGAUGGAUUGGUCCUUCAUCACCUGCUGUCCAGCUUGGCAGGCGUGCACUUGGGAGUGGAUGAGAUUGCCCUCACCACCUCUGCUCAGAUCCAAAAGCUGGAAGUGAUCCUGGAGGAGCUGAACAAGAGGCUGGGUCUGCAGGACAGCAGUGUGAUCAAAUGGAAUGUCAAACUCAUCCACAACAAAGACCUCCUGGCCACAAUUCAUCUGCUGGUUGCCAUGGUGAAGCACUUCCAGGCCGAACUAAAUCUGCCGCUGAACGUGAAGGUUGAAGUCGUGGUUGUGGAAGUCAGUCGAAGUGGCAUCAAAUCAGAAGUGCAGACGGAGGUCCUAACAGAAGACAGCGGUGCAGGCUCAGACUCCACUUCUGAGAAGGAAGAUCCCAUCGAGCAACUGCUGAAGCUUGAGGCUCACAAGGUCAACACGGUGAAGAAGGCCAUCUUACAUUUUGUCAACCAGUACAUGUCAACCAUUGGUCUGCAGGUGGCUGAUGUGGACAAACAGUUUGCUGACGGCGUGAUGCUGCUGCUGCUAAUCGGUCAGCUGGAGGGCUUCUUCAUCCCGCUGUUUGACUUCAACCUGACCCCUGUUAAUGAGUCUGAGAUGCUUCAUAAUGUGACCUUGGCUUUGGAUCUCCUGAAUGACAUUGGCUUGAAGUUGCCAAAUAUUGACCCACAAGAUAUUGUCUCUCAGGAUGUUGCUGCUACCUUGAAGGUCCUCUACGCCCUGUUCAAGAAGCACAGCAGUAAAUGAGAGGCGGGGUCAUGUGAGGAGCAGCAAACGCACAUAAACAACGCUCAGUGGUGUUUGGCAAAAUCCCAACUAUGCCACAAGUGUAAAGAGCAAAUGGGUUUCAUGUAAACCACAUCUUAGUUUAAUAGUGUAAAAGCAAUUAUAUGAAGACAUUAGAAGUAAUGCUGAGUCAGACUAAUAAAAGCUCUGCAAAGUUAGGUCGUCUUAUAUAGAGCUGAAUAACUCUCCGUUAAAUUAAAACUAUUAAUAUUUGGAGACCAGGUUAAUUAUUUUAAAAACCGUGUUAAAAAAUAACCAAAGACUCCAUGUAAGGAUAAUAAAUACAGUUUCAGAGGAUCAAAUAUUUUCUUGAAACCAGCAGCGUCUCCACAUGAGGGGUUCACUUAUGGAAUAAUUGCAACGAAGAUAAUAAAAAUGCUCCAUCUAUUAAAACAUUCAAAGUAAUUAAAAAAAAGGGGGGAAAUCAAUAAAUGGACUCAACAAGGUUAAUUGAUUUGUAUUUCUUAAUAAAAAAUGUCUCUUUUUUUUACCAUAA